AGUAAACGUUUCGGAGUGAUUCGGAUUUUCGCGCCGCUGACACUGCCACCGAACGGCGCUGAAUCGAUAAACAUUUUAUCGGCAAAACAUUGCUGUUUACGUGUGCAAGUCAAUGAAAAACAAAAACUUUCUUAAAAAAAAUUAAAUUAAAUUAUUAACCAAGAACUGGAUGUGAAACUGUGUGAAAAUGGCAAACAAAAUAGAAGAACUGCCGCAUUGCCGCUCUGUGUAAAUGUCGCCGGCGUUGGCCGAAAUUCGCGGCCUGUGAGUCCGCAGCGUCGUCAAUCUUCGGCUCUCUGGCCGCCAUUGCUUUCCAGCAAAACCACGCUAUACGCAAAAUCUACGAAUUUGUGUAAAUUUUUCAAGCGAAUUAUCAACAAAAUUUCGCUUGCAGGUGUGUGAAAAGUGCGAUUUUUAUCAUCCAACGAUAAGGAAGAGACAGAGAGAGCGAUCGAGAGAGAGGAACAACAAGAAAGCAACAACGGAACGAAGCGGCACACGGCAAAAACUGGAAAAACAACAAUUUUCAAUAUAGAAAAAUGAUGAUGAACUGAAAUGUGCAAUUUUGAUGAACGUAAUUAUGCCAAUUCACAUACUUUUUUCGAUUUCAACGUGAAAAAUGUCGUCGACACAAUUGCUGCAUUCGUUGUCAUUGUUGUUGCUACCAUUGCGUUGUCGUCGUAAUUGCAAUCAGCUAAUCUCUCUGGCCAUCUUGCUGCUGUCGGCCCUGUCUGCACGAAUCGAGGAGUCCGGACAGCAGGAACAGCAGUCGGAGGAGGCGGAGCAGGAGGCGGCGGCAGCGGCGGAGGCGACGGAGAAGGAGGAGGAGGUGGACAAGGACGAUAACGAUACGCCCUAUAUAGCAAGAAAGGUUGCUCACAAGCGGCGUUCAUUGGCGAUCAUCGCCGCGAUCCCAAUCCCAGACCCACAUCCACAUCUACACCCACACCCACACCCACACCCUCACCCAAAUCUACAUACAACUCCACACCAAAUUGCAACAAGUGGCAGAACGUUUGCCAAGGGAACGGGCACAGGGGCUGCGUUAACCAGCUGGCACAGCAGCCACAGCCACCGCAGCCCCGGUGCUAAGUCGUCGGAGGAGGCAGCGGAGGAGCAGCAGGCCCGACUGUUGGUCAGCCGAAUCAUCUUACUGCAUCUAGCCUGUUCAUCCCUGCUGUUGCAUACGCUUGGGACUACCACUACUAUAAGCAGCAUAUCUCCUCCAUCCAUAGCCAGAUUGGCAGAGAGAGCAGAAGCAACAGCAACAACGAAACGCUUAGCAGCAGCAGCGGUAACGCAUCGGAGUAAGAUCCUUGAGAGCGGCGGCAGCAGCAGCACAAAUCCAUCGACGCCGGUGGCCGGUGCAGCCGUCAGCAGUAGGUUAGCAGCUCCCGAAGCAGCACCAGCAUCCAUAGCAACUUAAGCAGCCAAUUCCACUUAACCAACCAUAAAACAAAAACAAAAACAAAAAACAACACAUAUAAGAAAUAUACAAAACAGCAACAGCUAAAACGUUCCACAUAAUCCAUAUACACCACGCACAUACAAAACAAACAAAAAGGAAGUCAAAAUGUCGAAGCUAUCGUUCCGAGCACGCCAUCUGGAUCCGUCCAAGCAGAUGCCCAUCUACUUGGCCGAGGAGCUGCCCGAUCUGCCCGAGUAUUCAGCCAUAAAUCGUGCCGUGCCCCAAAUGCCCAGUGGCAUGGAGAAGGAGGAAGAAUCGGAACAUCAUCUGCAGCGGGCAAUCUGCACGGGCCUCAUCAUCCCCACACCCGAGGUACUGCAGACGGACCAGCCCUUCUACGAUACCUACUAUCCGCCGGACUACAAGAUGCCUCGCCAGAUGAUUCACAUGCAACCUCUUGGCCUGGACACUGAGGUGCCCGACUAUGACAUGGACAAAGCGGACAUGGAAUGGCUUAGCCAGCAGGAGCGCCUGGAGCUGACGGAGCUGAAGUUUGAACAAUUGAUGGAUUUGCUGGAGAAGAGCUCGGGUCAAACGGUCGUCACCCUCAACGAGGCCAAGUCUCUGCUCAAUCAGGAUGACGAGACGAGCAUAUCCCUCUACGAUUACUGGCUCAACAAGCGCCUCAAGAUGCAACAUCCGCUGAUACUCACUGUGAAGACAGAGAGUCGUCCUGGUGCCAGCUCCAACAAUCCGUAUUUGGCCUUUCGUCGGCGCACCGAGAAAAUGCAAACGCGCAAGAAUCGCAAGAACGACGAGGCCUCCUACGAGAAGAUGCUCAAGCUGCGACGCGACCUGCAGCGUGCCACAACUAUACUGGAGAUGGUGCGGCGACGCGAGGAGACGAAGCGCGAACAACUCAAGACGACGGUGAAUAUCUUUGAGAAGCGCGUCGAGUUGCGCGACUUCAACGGUGCUGUCUACUCCGAGCUGAAUGCUCAAUACAAGAGCACGAGACCCGCGUAUAAUUCAUUGUAUACGAAUCAAUACUCACAAGGGGCGGCGGCGGCGGUUGGAACGGCUGGCGCCAUUCUGGCUGCCCUGCCCCCGGGUCUGCUGGCAAGUGGCGGAGCAGCGGGCAACACGAAUGUGUAUGCCUCGCCGUCGCAGUACCUGAACACGUCGACAAUGGACACCAUCCACUCUGGCAGCGGCAACGGCAACGGCAACGGCAGCAGCAGUCGCAAGGAGAAGCGUCCCUACAAGAAGCGCAAACACAAACUUCCCCGCGACAAGCAGCAGAACCAGCACCAACAACUGCAACAACAACAACAGCAGCAGCAGACUCAACAGUAUUUGCCCGGACAGUCGUCAGGAUCUGGAGCAUCGCCUGCCCACCAUUUGCCCCACCAUCUGCACAACCUCAGCAGGCAGCAGAGUGCCUCGCCGGCGGCAAACGAUUCGAUUCUGGACAGCGAGGAUGAUGACUACCUAAACGGUGGCCUCAACGGCAACCAACUGGGCUCCGAGAGCGAGGAUGAGGCGCCGUUUGCAUUUAGACGGAAGCCGAGCUGUAUUUACCUGCCCACACGGCACCGAAAUGGACGCUGGCCCUAUGACUCGGCGGAUGAGGAGACGGAAACGAGCAGAUCGACGGGACCAUAUUCGGAUCCCAAAUAUCGCUACACGCUGACCUCCAUCAACUAUCCCAGCCCGCGUUGCAUUGGCUUCGCCCGACGUCGUGUGGGCCGUGGCGGAAGGAUCCUGCUCGAUCGGGCCACAACGAACUUUGACGAUGUCUGGUCGCAGUUGGACUACACGGUCAUGGAGAGUGUCGUCAAGAGCAACAACGCGCAAAGGAGAAACAACCAACUAUCGAAGCCGGAGCUGCUGCCGCUGGCCAAGCCCUGCUCCCCGCCGACUGUUGUGGACCUUGUUGUGCCCACAUCCAAACACAUUGACAGCGUUGAUGCGACGUCGCUGCCGCCCGACGCCAUUGUCAAAUCGGAGCCCACCAGUCAUUCGGUGGAUAAGCCCAUUGCCGGCGGAUCGGCGGGUGAUUCAUUGCUGCCCCUCCCGCUAGACAAAGAGGUUGACGCGGAGGUGCUCGAUCUGGACGGGGAGGAAGAUGACCUGGUUACCGAUGACGAGAAUGUCUCACGGCUGAGUUUCUAUAGUUCGGCGGUAACGUUGUCCCAGAGCUCGCACGACAUGCGCCUGAAACGGCGUCGCCUGCGGCACAAGAAGCAGCAGAUGCGAGAGCUCAAUGCGGCCAAGCGACUGAAGAGGUCGUCGGAUGCAGCAGCCACUGGAGGAACUGGUGGAGAGCCAGCAGCAGGUGGGGAGGAAGGUCCUUUCACUGCUCCGUUGUGUCCUUUGCCCCGGGCGUAUCUGCAGCGUCUGGUGCUGGCCUUGGGACAGAAACUCAAGCAGGAGGAGGCGAUGGAAGUUUGCGAGAAUCUGGCUCCGCAAGAGGAGAAGAGCAGUGCUGCAGAGGAGCUCCAGCAGCCUGCUCCUCCUCGAGCCAAUAAUCAGCACCACCACCGUUCCAACAACAACAACAACACCGUGUUGAACAACAUCAACAACAACAACAAAAACAACAACAACAACAACAAUAGCAGUAGUAGUAGUAGUAAUAUGAAUAAGGACGUUAGCAUAAGCGAAGAAAUCAAUGUGAUAAAGCUGGAGGCAGAGGGGAACGAGGACGUUGGGCGAGAGGAGCAGCCGGUGGCCUCCACGUCAGCGGCAGCGGCAGCAGCACGAGCCGUUGAAGCAGCCGCUGCAGCGGAAGCAGCAUCAUCAGCAGCUGGAAUAUCCAUGCUCGGACCUUCCAUGGAGGAUGUGGCCAAGACGAUAAAGCGGGAGCUAAUCGAUGCCGACGACUCCAAUGAGCCGCUGAGCAUCAUCCGCACCGCAACGGUGGCUGCGACUGUACUCCAGGCCAGCCCCGAUCCCGAACUGAUGGACGACGAGGCCGAGGACGAUGUCAAUCUCGCCCAGCUGAGCAGCAUCAUCCGUCACACGGCUGUCAAGAAGGAGCUGGAGGCGCAGCAGCAGCAUCAGCAACAGCAGCAGCUGCAGCAGCGGGAGCAGAGGGUAUACGGAUACCCGCAGGAGCUGAAGGAGGAGACCGUCUGCUUGAAUCAGCUGCCCGAUGUGAUUCGGUUGCAGAAUCUGCGCAACGCCCAAACGUGCUCGAAGCCCAGGGACCUGUAUAUAGAUGCCACGGCAGAGGACAUGGACGUGGACUACCUGGGCGGACUCUCGCCCACCUCCAGUCAGCGUCUGGACAUUUGCAACGAACUCCUCUCCGAGAUCCGACGCGACUGGCUGCACUUUCGUCCAAAGACGCCUACGGACGAGCUCUCCGAUAGCAACGAUGGUGAGGGCAAGCCCUGCGGCGACUCUGGUGUCCAUGCGGUGGACUGGACCCAGGAUACGCCCAUCAGCGUGGAGCUGAAUCGUCUUGGAAAGCAGGAGGAAAUCGAGAGCGACACCAGCUCUUAUUUCCUGAGCAAUGCCUUCAAGUACACGGAUCUGGACUCUGAUGCCCAGCUCAUUCAGACGGCCUACGCCCAGGACUAUGCCCGAGGCACCAGCAAGAGUCCGAACUGCUCGGGAUCUGGCUCUGGUUCGGGGUCCGCCCUGGAGUUCAACUUGAGCGCCGGCGACUCGCUCAACGACAUCAACAAUCUGCUCGGCGACGACGAGGACGACAACCACGAGCACAUGCUGGACAACAUUCUGCAGGAGUGCGGCAUGGACGAUCCGAAGGCACUCAAUCAGGCCACCAGCUUCUGGAACGGCAUCCUCGAUGGCGAGGCGGCUGUGGACGAGGUCGAGAUUGCCGAUCAGCUCCUCGACUGCAUCGACGAAAAGAAGCCCAAGGUGGGCGGAGAGGCGUCCAAGCGCGCCGGGCGACUUCGCAAGCCGAGGCCAGUGAAUGUCCCUGUCGGCAGCUCGUUGUUUACGGUCUGUCCCACGCAAGAGUCGCUCAAGAAUCGCGAGGUGUUCUUCAGCCAGGAGGUGGUGACGCCCAAAGAGGAGCCACAGCCAGCGACAGAAACAGAGACAGCUCCCGUUCCGGCAACAACGACAACGACAACGGCGGCAACGACGACGGCAGACACCUUGGAGCCUGUGAAGGUGGAACCAGCGGUAGAGACACCACAGCCUGAGGUGGUGGUAUCCCCAGCCCAGUCCCAGCCCACGCCACCGCCACCGCCGCAGUCGCAGCCGCAAUCACAGUCGAUGCCACAGCCAAUUUUGGCGACUCCCACGCCGCAGAUCAUCAACAUACCCGCCCAGAUAAUACCCCAGAAGCCGCAGAUGGCGCAAAUACAGUCGCAGACGCAGCAGCUCCAGCUUCAAUCGCAGACACAGGCGCAGGUCCAGGCACAGACAGCGCCCCAGCAGGUGACGCAGUUGCUCAACCAGUUCGCCAAUGCCAGUCCGCAGAUCAUUGCCAGGACGGAAUACGGAGGAGGAGCGGCCGUCGGGGACAUUGUGACGAUCACACCGCACACGGGAAGCAGUCCCCUGCCCACACUAUCCGCCCAACAGCAGCUGCAGCACCAGUUGGCGCAGGCCCAGCUCCGCAACGUGACCGUUCAGCAGCGCCAGGGCACGCCCCAGCAAGUGCAAGUGCAACAGCAGCAGCAACAGCCCACCCAGCAGUUGCUCUUCCAGAUGCAGCGGGACGGGAUCGGCUCGCCGGUGAUCACCACACAGAGCAUCGUCACCUCCUCGCGCUCCUUGACACCCCUCAAUGCAGCCGGCGCUGGCGCCGCUGGCAAUCACAUGAUCUAUACCACCGGCAGCGGCGAGAUCAUCACGGCAGCAGCAGCGGCUGCCGCCCAGAAGGUCACCUACGCCAUACAGAAGUCAAGUGGCUCCGGCGGAGGAGCCACCACCACAUCGAUUGGACCCAAUACCGUGAUCACUUUGUCCAAUGUAAAGCUGCAGAGCGACGACAACUGCUCCGCGGGUGGCGCCGGCUCCGGGUCCAGUGUGAACAUCAUCAACACGGCCAGUGGCCAGCAGCUGGCCGUGCACAGCAUAGCCGGGAUGCAGCAACAGCACCACCAUCAGCAGCAGCAGCAGCAGGGUACCACCACAACGCCGCUGAUCGUCACGACGCCCACCCGCAACAAUGUCGUCCAGCAGCAUUCGCAACAGCAGCUGGUGCAGCAGCAGCCGAUUGUGUGGCGCCAGGUGAGCGGAACGAACACGGCGGUGGCCACCACGGCGGUGCUCUCGACGACGGCCGACACCUCGCCAGCGGCGGUGGGCAACAAGAUACUCUGGACUAGCCGUGGCACCCAGAAGCGACAGCUCAACGGGCCCGAGAACACAGACAUCAACAAGCUGCUGCUGAAUCGGAAGUUCUCGCAGAGGAAGGUGAUUGGCCAGCAUCCGGGAGGAGGGCAGCAGAUUCAGCAGCAGGCGCAGCAGCAGAUCCAGCUGACCAAGCAACAGCUGCAACAGUUGGUGCAGCACGAGGAUGAUCUGGUGACGGCCACGACGACGAUCAACAGCGGCGACCAGAUGGACACUGGCGAGUCCCUGCAACAGCAGCACCACCAGCAUCAGCAGUUGCAGAAGCUCAGCAAGGUGAUCAAGAUGUCGCCAUUCCCCCUGCUCGUCUCGGAUCUCAAUCUUCAGCAGCCGCCGCAGCAACAACAGCAGCAGUCUGGGCAGCACACUGGCCAGUCCCAGCAGCAGCAGCAGCUGAAGCCCAACUCGGCGGCUGCGAUAGUGGCCAACCACAACUACAGCUUGCAGCCGGCGACGGCCAUCAUCAGCUCACAGGCGGCGCCCCAGCAGGCCAACAAGAUCUUCCUCACCAGCAGCAACAGUGGCGGCGGCGGCAACUUCACCAACUUCACGGCCAGCGAACUGCAGGCGGCGGCUGCGGCGGUGGCGGCCAGCAAUGCCGGUGGCCAGAAGCUGCACUACAAGGAGCUCACCAACUCCAAUCUCAAGCUGAACUUUGUGAGCAGCACGGGCGAGGCGCUGGCCAGCCAGGCACCCCAACAGGUGGGCGCCACCACGGUGGUGCUAAACAAAGCCCAGCAGCAGCAGGUACACCACCAGAAGCUCAAGACGGUGGCCGCGGCCAACGCCCAGCAGGUGCAGCAGGGCGACAAGCGAGUCCUCUACACCAGCCUGCUCAAUGUGAAGCCGCUGCAGAAGAACAACAGCGGCCAGAUGCAGAUGCAGCUGGGGCCGGGCGGACUGCAGCAGGUGCUGCGCGGCCGCGUCAACUCGUCGAUCAUCACGAGAACCCUGCCCCUGGGCACCACCGUCAACAGCUCGGCCGGUGGCGGUGCUGGUGGAGCACCUGCCACCAUCAGACAACUGGUUACCACCAAUACGAACAAUGUGGGCUCGUCGGACGGAGCUCUGCUCAGCGCCAAGGAUGUGGGCAAGAGCCUCACCGUGGAGCAGGUGAUGGUCAGUGCCAACAAUGGCGGAGUGGUGAUGCCCACCAGCAACAACAAUAACAACAAUGGGAGUGGUACAGGCGGCGGCGGAGGAGGUGGGAGCGGUGCUGGAGGCGUCGGUGGCGGUGUGACCGUGACUACAUCGAGCAAUGUUAACGUGUCCGGAGCCGGGGGAGCCGGAGUCACAUCCACCAUCAACAGAUGAGACGCGGACAGCAGCAGCUAACAUCUAAUGCAAAAUGUUUUCUCCGUCAAUCUGCCCGGCGGCACCUCGCUGGGACUGGGAAUGGGAAUGGGACUGGGUCUGGCCCAGGCCCAGGAGCAGACCGAGUUCCUGCUGACGCCGAUGGGCGCGGCCCAGAGUCCGCUGAUGGUGGCCCUGGGCCAGCUCCUGCAGCCGUCCUGCUGCUGUGCCCUCUGUCUGGUCAAUCUAGGCCAGCCGGCGUCGCAUCUGGGCUAAAUGCUACUACUACGCCCUAUAUACACAUACUGUAGUUUAAAUGUAGAAUUUCAUAUGCAUACAACCCGCGCACACACAUGCCGCCAGCCUUGAAAAAUUGAUUAGAACCCUAAACGAUAAUCAGAUGGAACUUAUUCCAAAUUCUGUAACAUAGCUAGGCGGGAAGCUCUCCAAAGCCAAAGGGGAAAGGGCCAAGCAGAAGGGGAAGAAGAGAGUGUAUAAACGAAAGCCACCAAUAACAAAGUUUGCUUAAUUUGAUUUUAUUUAUAUAUAUAUAUAGACGUAUAUAUAUAGAGAGAGACAUGUGUGUGUAUAACGAUUUAGGUCUUAUUUUUCAAGAUCGCCUAACCCUAAACCAUAUUUAGAAUUACACAAAUAAAAACGAUAUAUAUAUGUAUAUGUAUAUGUGUAUGUGUAUGAUGUAUAUGCACAAGCAUAUGAGAAGCACGAAUCGAGAACUUGGCUCUUUCUGCGAGGCUGGAGAUUUCCCUAGACACCCCCGCCCCUGCUCCAGGCAACAACUCUGCAAACAACUCAUGUGUUAAAUAGCAAACUGUAAAUAUUCGAUUGUAAAACACACACCACCACCCACAAAACACACAAAAAACAAAAGUAGCAGCAGCAAGAUUUAUAAUAGUAAUUAUGAAACUAUAUAUUUAGUGAUACGAUACGAAUAGUUGUACGAACGAUGGAGAGGCCGCCGCCUCUCAGGCUAACGCCGUUUCAGAAUCACGCGCUUUAUCCGGGCUGCUGUUCGAUGGGGCCCCACCCCGGCCUCCGACCCUGCGAAUGGGUUGGAGCCUGGUGGGCAGUCGCGGCAGCCCCCUACCGGGAGUAAAACCAGAAGAAAAGAAAACACAUUUUUCAAUGUACGUAAAUUAAAUUAACUUAUCCUGUAGCCUAAAAGAAGAUAAGUGAAAAGGAGAUCAGAGAAAACCCACGUUCAACUACAUUUAGUUAUUUUAACUAAGGAUCGCCACUGUAGAGGGGAGAGCAGAGGAUCGAUAGAGAUGAGAGAGGGAGUUGUGUUGAAGAGCAUAAGAAAACACUAUUAUUGUAUGCGAUUAUUAUUAUUAUUUUUUAUACAAGGUAAUACUUUUAAUUGCAACAACAACAACAACAAACCCAACAUAAACAUAAUAAUAAUAAUAAUAUGAUGAUAAUAUGUUAUAAUAUAAACACACUAAUGAUAACAAUAACUAUAAUAUUUUAAAAUCCAAAACGAAAACAUACAAAAAAAAAAACAAAAUCAUUUAAACUAUAAUUACGUAGAGAUGUACUUUCCUAGAUUGUAACUUGUAGAGCGGUAAGAGCGUAAGCAAGAGCGAUAAUAAAAUGGAAAACAAAUUGCAAACUUCAAA
Messenger RNA from Drosophila pseudoobscura, 9678 nucleotides. RefSeq names its product Enhancer of Polycomb (gene E(Pc)). The transcript has 11 exons. Gene Ontology annotation, biological process: regulation of transcription by RNA polymerase II. Bases 1574 to 8062 code for a protein of 2162 amino acids. NCBI's taxonomy places the organism in Eukaryota, Metazoa, Arthropoda, Insecta, Diptera, Drosophilidae. Gene Ontology annotation, cellular component: NuA4 histone acetyltransferase complex; piccolo histone acetyltransferase complex. The record is from RefSeq and is a predicted model, not a curated record.